UCUCUCUCUAGCUCGGGGCUUCGCUCCGCAAUGGCGCAGACGAUGGACAGCAUGCCGCCAGCGAAGAGCAGCGACGCCUCGCCGGACGACGCCGACGAGCGGGACGACUUGCCGUCGUCCGCCAAGGAAGGCGCCGUGAAGUGGAAGAAGAGGAGGAGGAGGGGGAAGAGGAAGCGCGAGGAUCGGGAUCGUCCGCCGCCGUCGCCGCCGUCGCCGUCGUCGUCGUCUCGCGAUCCUCUGGAGGUGUUCGGUGCGGACCUCAUGGUGAUGAUACUGAACAAUCUCGACGCACGCAGCGUGGCACUAUCUCUGCUCGUCUCUCGCGCGUGGCACCGCGUUGCCUCCAGCGACCGGCUCUGGAGCCGUAAGACCCGUAUCACAAAGUAUGAUCUCUGUGAUCAUGCAUGGGAGUUCCAUUUCAGUAAGGCCGCACCUGAGUAUUGGCGAAAUCUAGAUGCCUAUUGGAAAGGCACUGGCCCUCCAAUGCACCGGUACUUCCAUCUGGACGGUAGCCAAAGUGCAGAUCCUGGCGACAAGGUGUGGGGAGGCCAUGAAUGCUGUUAUUCCAUAGUCACUAGCUUCAUUGAUGAUGGGAAGAUUAGGGAACACUACGUGAGGAUUAAUCGCUGGCCCCAUAUGUCUGUCUAUAGGAAGCAGGACUGGAGCUGGGAAAUGUCAAAUGGUGUCUUCUUCUACGCCAGUGUGCCUGAUGCUGAUAAGCUCGGUGGGACUGGACCUCUGUUUCCAGUCGUGUGUGGUCUGUAGCACCCACCACUUAUAAAGCCUCUAAAAGUGGUGCAGUCUGUACAAUCCCCGUCUUUAGUUUCCUUGAGAUAUGCAAGUCUGCCCAUGCUGUCCUAGUAUUUUCAGUAGAUGCCUCGACCGUGAGGCUUAGAAAGCCUGCAUCUGCAUGUUCUUUUCUGCAGUCUGUGUUGCUUUGUACAGUGUAAAUACAAUAUGUGGCCUUAAUUUUUGUGCUUUGUAUAAAUAAGGAUGGAAGUUUU
This is a messenger RNA of Eucalyptus grandis, 1004 nucleotides long. RefSeq lists its product as uncharacterized. The record is from RefSeq and is a predicted model, not a curated record. Gene Ontology annotation, molecular function: protein binding. NCBI's taxonomy places the organism in Eukaryota, Viridiplantae, Streptophyta, Magnoliopsida, Myrtales, Myrtaceae. Bases 31 to 765 code for a protein of 244 amino acids. The transcript is spliced from 3 exons.